AUGCGCCUCAUCAACUGCUCAACACUCAAGCUGAAAGAGUUCUUCGGCACGAACAUCCCGCGCUAUGCUAUUCUCUCGCAUACCUGGGGCGAUGAAGAGGUGUCGUUCGCCGAUUUCACCACGGGUCAGCAUACUGUCCGAUCUGGCUACCAGAAGAUACUUUUCACCUGCCAGCAGGCCACCAAAGACGGAAUUGGAUACGCAUGGGUAGACACUUGCUGUAUCGACAAAAGCUCCAGCGCGGAGCUUUCCGAGGCAAUCAACUCUAUGUUCGCCUGUAUAAAGAAGGAUUUCCCUAAAAGUAGAUGGUUCACACGGGGAUGGACACUCCAAGAGAUGCUAGCUCUAAAAACGGUCUGCUUUUACGAUCAACAGUGGGUGGGCUUCGGCACUUUGACUAAACACGCCGGGUGGAUAUCGAAGAUCACAGAGAUAGAUGAGGCGGUUUUCCGGACUCAACAGCCCUACUGGAGCGGAGAGGACAAAUUUGGUUCCUAUUCCGUCGCAACGAGGAUGUCAUGGGCUUCCACGAGACAGACGACACGUGCUGAGGACAUGGCCUACUGCCUCCUCGGGAUCUUCAACAUCAACAUGCCGCUUCUGUAUGGUGAAGGCGACCGAGCAUUUCGUCGUCUCCAGGAGGAGAUCAUCCGGAAGAUCGAUGAUGAUUCCAUCCUCGCCUGGGCUCUAUCGCCAGAAGACGAGCAUCCUAAUCCUCUAGGGCUUAUGUCAGAUUACGACAGAGUCGCUUUCGGUUCAGUUAGUACACCGAUGACGAUUGCUGGACUUAGCGGGUUCCAAGAAGCGCGAUACUUCAACUCCUUUGACGAUAACAAGCGGAUCAUCGUCAACGAAUGCAAGGCCAUCCGCGACUUUGGUUAUCAACUCCAGCGUUGCAUAUCAUGGAAGCUUAUUGGGCAAGAACGACAACUGGCUUACCAUCCGUUUUGGGAUCCAGAAGCCAAGAUUCUUACCAUAAGACGAGAUGACCCGUUUCACAGUAUGUUCGAAUUCAACUUUGAAACAUCGUCGAGCGGUCAAAAUCCCAAGUUCAGUGUCUUCAUAAACAGGUACGGUAGAGGUACAGUAAGGGAAGGAGAUGUCUUUUCAGAAGAUGAAAGGCGCGCUCUACAGGAUCUUCUCGGGGAUGGCGAUCUGCCCUAUGAAAAGGAUCGGAUCUAUGACAAGGGCGACGUUAUGUUACAUGACGACGCAAAACGCUUGUUUCAUAUUAGCGUUGAGGUUCAUACUAAGACUAUAGGCCCUCACGAGAUGGUUAGGGUCAACGUUGACGCUUUGAGAGAUGGGUUUUCGGAUGAGGAUCAUCGUUGGCUCUGUAAUUGCGAGAAGCAUGUAUAUCUGCAUUGA
Alternaria novae-zelandiae is the source of this 1368-nucleotide messenger RNA. RefSeq lists its product as uncharacterized. The coding region runs from base 1 to 1368 and encodes 455 amino acids. The transcript has 3 exons. NCBI's taxonomy places the organism in Eukaryota, Fungi, Ascomycota, Dothideomycetes, Pleosporales, Pleosporaceae. The record is from RefSeq and is a predicted model, not a curated record.